AUGUUUGCAGCGGCCACCAAGAACUUUGUGAAGCAGGUGGGCGACACGGGGAGGCUGAUCCCCGUCCCGAGCUUGAGCGAGGCCGACCGAUACCAGCCCCUCAGCCUGGUCACCAGGAAGCGAAAGAGGCGUUUCUGGAAGAAGAAGAAAUACGCGUCCACGGCAUUCUCCCUCAAAGACAUCCUGGUCGGGGAGAAAGAGAUUACAGCAGGCGUGUCUUCUUAUCAGCUGCUCAACUAUGAGGACAAAUCGGACGUGGCCCUCAAUGGGCGACUCGGGAACCACCUGGUUAACGACGUGGGCUUCAACGUCAGCGGCUCAGACUCGGUGGCCGUCAAGGCUUCGUUCGGCAUCGUGACCAAACACGAGCUGGAGGUGCCCACUUUGCUGCGAGAACUCAGCGCCAGGAAAGCGGACCUGGACCACUGCCUUGUCCGCCAGUCCAGAGCGAGUGGGCGGGGCGUCCUGUGCGUCGUCAUGGAGAGCAUCCGCACCACGCGCCAGUGCUCGCUGACGGUCCACGCUGGCAUGAGGCGUACGACCAUGAGGUUUCAGAUCGACGAUGGCAGAAACCCAAAAGGCCGAGACAAGGCCAUCGUCAUCCCCGCUCACACCACCAUCGCCUUCAGCACCUGCGAGCUGUUGGUCCGACUCGACGGGCGACUUGAUAUCUGUGUAGCACCGGGGUCUCGAGGUGGAUUUGAACGAGAGCAGAUGAGGGAGCAGCUGGACGGUUUCGUCGGCCACUUCUCCAUGGGACGACUGCGCCGCUUCCUGUCAGGCAUCAUCUACGGGAACCCCUUCAGAGCAGACGACAGCACAUUCGAGGAGCUCACUCACUCCGACACCUACAUGGACGACACGGCGACGGACUACUACGAGAAAGCCGCCAGCAUGACGGACGUCUCCACGGCCUACCUGAGGGAAAGCGCCCACCCGCGCGUCAACCUCCUCAAACACAACAUCCCCAAAGGGCCAUGUGCUCUGUGUGGCAUGGGCAACCAAAAGAGAGAGACUGUCUAUGGCUGCGUAGAAUGUUCUUCUGGUAGUCAAAAGUACGUGCGACUGCAUGUGGUGCCCUGCUUUGACCUGUGGCAUAAAACACUUAAGUGAAAAAUAUGUUCAUGAUGAUACAAUUUUAAGUUAAAUAUCUGUGCUGUUGUGCAAAAUUAAAGUCAAUUUCUUUCAUUUUAUAACCAUCCGCUGCACAUUUUCCUGGAUUGUAUUUAGUGGACACUAACAUCUGCCCUGCAGGAUGAAUUUGAGGACCAGUCAUAGACAAUUUAGAGUGAAUAACCAAUUUUAUUCUCACUCGCAUACAAAACAUUCUAACUUGGAUUGUUUCCUGGUUUCCUGGUACCCUAGCACCUCCAAAACCCUCAAAUCUAAACUCCAAACAUCCCAGAACAAGCUAGUCAGGUUACUUCUAGACCUCCACCCCAGAUCCCUCCUCACUCCUACCCACUUCUCCAAAGUGGGCUGGCUCAAGGUGGAGGACAGAGUAAAACAACUUGCACUGAGCCUAGUCUAUAAAAUCCACUACACCUCCCUGAUACCGAAGUACAUGUCAAACUACUUCCUUAACGUAAAUGACCGCCAUAACCAUAACACCAGGGGGAGCUCCACUAACCACGUUAAACCCAGAUUCCGAACUAACAAAGGUCUUAACUCAAUCUCUUUCUAUGCCACAUCAAUGUGGAAUGCGCUCCCAACAGGUAUAAAAGAAAGGGCAUCUCUAUCCUCCUUCAACACCGCAAUAAAAGUUCACCUCCAGGCAGCUACCACCCUAAACUAACACCCUCCCCGGAUUGCUAAUAAUCAAAUGUAAACAAUCAAAUGCAGAUACUUUUUCUUAUGCCUUCUGAUCUCUCUCUCUCUCUCUCUCUCUACUACUACUUGCUGUCCAUAUCCUACCCCCCCCACCCCCCUCCACACCCCUGAUUGUAAAUAAUGUAAAUAAUUCAAUGUGAUUAUCUUGUGUGAUGACUGUAUUAUGAUGAUAGUAUAUAUCUGAUAGUAUAUAUCUGUAUCAUGAAUCAAUUUAAGUGGACCCCGACUUAAACAAGUUGAAAAACUUAUUCGGGUGUUACCAUUUAGUGGUCAAUUGUACGGAAUAUGUACUUCACUGUGCAACCUACUAAUACAAGUCUCAAUCAAUCAAUCAAUCAAUCCCUGGCUUCGAGACUCUCCCGAAGGACAGUGCGGCGAAGACACAACAAACUCCCUUCUUGUCUCUCAUGGACACACACCUGUUGUUGUUGACUUUGGACUGACUGGCAAGAACACCAAGGCCGCGGAACAGAGACACGCGGCAGGCUUACACACACACAUGCAUCCACAAAAAUAUACGCCACACACACACAUACCCCACCACCCCAUCCAACGCCCUUGAUGCGAAUCCCUUAGGGGUGAUGGACGGCUGGGCAGCACCUGAAGAGCUGCAGCCUCCCACCGUAGCCCCCACUCCCUCCCUUUUAUUGCAAGUCUCGAGAUGUAUGUUGUAAUAUAUAUAUGUGCAUUGCUAUGGAGGUUUUUUCCCACUCCAGACUUGGCCCCCUUAGGAGCCCAGUCUAGAUUGUAUUUUUUUACCCAUCCUCACCCAGCAUUGACCUUUUUCCCAUAUUUUACGGGGUCCCUUGUGGCAACCCAACAGCGUUCCUGUUCUGUAACCCUGUACACUGUUUGUCUAAUCUUGAACGGGUUUGUGCUGAAAACAAAGUUUUGUUGUACUUGUGCAAUGACAAUAAAGACCUACCUACCU
Entelurus aequoreus (snake pipefish) is the source of this 2761-nucleotide messenger RNA. RefSeq names its product pejvakin (gene pjvk). The transcript has 6 exons. Gene Ontology annotation, cellular component: cytoplasm. Gene Ontology annotation, biological process: programmed cell death. The coding region runs from base 1 to 1113 and encodes 370 amino acids. The record is from RefSeq and is a predicted model, not a curated record. NCBI's taxonomy places the organism in Eukaryota, Metazoa, Chordata, Actinopteri, Syngnathiformes, Syngnathidae.